Protomyces lactucae-debilis is the source of this 522-nucleotide messenger RNA. RefSeq lists its product as uncharacterized. Gene Ontology annotation, biological process: proteasome-mediated ubiquitin-dependent protein catabolic process. NCBI's taxonomy places the organism in Eukaryota, Fungi, Ascomycota, Taphrinomycetes, Taphrinales, Protomycetaceae. The record is from RefSeq and is a predicted model, not a curated record. Gene Ontology annotation, cellular component: cytoplasm; GID complex; nucleus. Gene Ontology annotation, molecular function: ubiquitin-protein transferase activity; protein binding. The transcript has a single exon. Bases 81 to 509 code for a protein of 142 amino acids.
UUGAGCAUGCGCUUGAAAGUCUCCAACAGCUUCGUCAACAACUACAAGAUGGCGUUGUCAGUGAGACUGCUGCGCAAGACAUGAUGAGUGGUUCCGUGGAAGCACUCUGCAGGAACCUCGGGGAAGAUCAGAAAGAAGCUUACCACGUUCAUGCCAAGCAUAGCAAGGCUAUUGCAAAGCGCUUCAAAGCUGAUAUAGCCAGCGAUCCAGUGCAGAACGUCAUCCUCGAUCAGCGCCCGCUGGUUGAUCAAGCCAUCGUGAUGCAUCUGCUACGACAAGGCGACUUUGCAAACGCUGAAGCUUUUGCGCGCGAGGCAUCUGUGGCGCGUGAUGACAAACUCUGGGAUGCAUUCAAAGUUCUCUAUGAGAUCACUACCUCGCUGAGCCGCGGAGAGCUGAGCGAUGCGAUCCCCUGGGCGCGUGCUCGUCGUGAACAUCUACAGCAGCGACGCUCUUCACUCGAGUUCAACCUUCACAAAGCUCAAUAUAUUCGCAUCUAUCAAACCUGACCCGUCUUUGAAG